Molecule: messenger RNA, 1860 nt
Organism: Anguilla anguilla (European eel)
Lineage: Eukaryota; Metazoa; Chordata; Actinopteri; Anguilliformes; Anguillidae
Product: ras-related protein Rab-38-like
Exons: 4
Coding region: 1-702 (233 amino acids)
Biological process (GO): endosome to lysosome transport; phagosome-lysosome fusion
Cellular component (GO): Golgi apparatus; late endosome; lysosome
Molecular function (GO): GTP binding; GTPase activity
Source: RefSeq, a predicted model, not a curated record
AUGGAAAAUGAGUAUAUUUGUAUAGGCAGAUUUUUUAAGGCAGUUUUGCAGACAGGAGUCAUGCAGCAGGAGCACUUGUUCAAGGUUCUCGUGAUCGGGGACCUUGGAGUCGGUAAGACUUCAAUAAUCAAGCGCUAUGUCCACCAAAUCUUCUCUCAACACUAUCGUGCUACCAUUGGAGUCGACUUUGCGUUAAAAGUCUUAAACUGGGAUCAUCAAACCGUCAUCCGCCUACAGCUGUGGGACAUCGCUGGACAAGAACGCUAUGGAAACAUGACGCGGGUGUAUUACCGCGAGGCGGUGGGUGCACUCGUGGUGUUCGACGUGACACGUGCCUCCACCUUUGAGGCGGUGCUCAAGUGGAAGGAUGAUCUCGACACCAAGGUCACCCUGGGCAAUGGCAGACCUGUCCCUGCUGUGCUCUUGGCCAAUAAGUCUGACCAAUCACGCGAAGGCCUGUGCUCACAGCUGCCCAAGCUGGACACAUUUUGCAGAGAUAAUGGCUUUGUGGGCUGGUUCGAGACCUCUGCUAAGGAGAACACAAACAUUGACGCCGCAGCCAGGUGUCUGGUGGAGAACAUCUUGGCGAACGAAGAGAGCGCAGGCGUGGACUCGGACCCUGAUGUUCUGGUCCUCCCUGGCCUCAAUAACAACACCAAAGAGCGGGGUCAUUCUGGCUGUGGCACCUGCCCCAAGUUCUAACCACAGGAGAGGAGUGACUUGAGAAGGGCAUGCGAAAUGGGUGACAGUGGGAAAGAACGCAAAAGAAAAGUUGAGAUGGGGAGAGGGAGAGCGAAAGAAUGCAAAUGCUUGAGUGUAUGUGCGUGCUUGAAAGUUCUGUGCUUUCAUUAUGUAGAUUGUUAAACACUGUAUAGCUGUAUCUUUUCUGUCAAAUGUAAAAACAAAUGGCAAUCACUGAGAUUUUAAAAAGAGAAUACGUGGGACAAGCAAAGAUGGAUUAGACCGGAGCUUUCUGUUGCCAUGGUAAUACUGGCUGACAGUUGCUAUUACAUCUUAUGAAUUUCAAGGUCUUUGCCUCCAUGGUGUAUUUUGAUCAUUUGAGCGUGAACAUCAAAAAGAAGAAGAUUUUUUUUGCCACCUCAAAAGAAGGGCUAGCAGAUGCUGACAAAAAGCAAGCUAUCGCAGGUUUGGGGCAUUUCAGAUCAUGGUGUGCCAAUCAAGCUUAGGAAUGCACCUCCCUGGAAACAAGACAUUAGAGAGGGCUGAAUAAUGGUCAAAACACUGACGUCGUCUGUGCCUAAUGCAGCUGAAUGGCUGAAACGGUGAGGACGAGAAGCUCAUAAGAGUGGAUCCGUGUAUAAUGUGAACGACAUGACCUCAGACACAAGGCUGUUACUGCAGCACGUGAAACAAAACCCCAUCUCUUCCCAAAUACUGGCUCUAAUUGUAUUUCUCUUCACGUGAAAGAUAGCAUUUAGAUUCCUGUGUGAAUUGAUGGAAGACUAUUAUUGCUCUCUUGCUUUUAUAUUUAGAGUCAUUGUCUCUUUUCACUGCUUUCCUUUCCCUAUCUUGCUGCCUUGCCAUUGCAGUUUUAUGCAGGGAAGAAAGAUCCUAAGUUAGUAGUUUGUGAUGGUAUCUAGAAGGCCUUUUAAAUAUACUGAUGUUUUUAUCGUAAGUCUCUAUGGGUGCUUGAAAGGACCUAUUAAAUAUUGAGGGGUGGAAAGCCAUGUAAGCCAAUUUUGGGAAGGAAGAGUUGUUUGUGUGAAAGACUUGACCCCCUGUGUAUAGGGGGGCACUAAUGGAAGUCUAACCUGUUUUGAUAGCCUUGUGUCAUAAUGCUGUCAAAACUGAAACAAUAAACAUGAACAUGCUUUAGCAUGUCAUCUGCGGUUGGUCAAA